Messenger RNA from Polypterus senegalus (gray bichir), 1738 nucleotides. It is a transcript of the gene pak1ip1, whose product is annotated as PAK1 interacting protein 1. Bases 41 to 1123 code for a protein of 360 amino acids. The transcript has 10 exons. Gene Ontology annotation, molecular function: protein binding. Lineage: Eukaryota; Metazoa; Chordata; Cladistia; Polypteriformes; Polypteridae. The record is from RefSeq and is a predicted model, not a curated record.
GAAGGACCCCUGGCGUGGAACCCACGUGGGUUACAGAAACAUGGCGGGCGAAGUGCUGUUGGUCGCGGGCUGCUAUGAGCAAGUAGCACUUGGGUUUCGAGUACAGACAACGGAGGAGACAUGGAAUCCAGUGCCAGACUUUACCCACCAUGCACAUACUGCUUCUGUAUCUGCAGUUGCAGUGAAUGAACGCUACAUAGCAACAGGAAGCAGGGAUGAGUCCAUUCAGUUAUAUGACAUGAAGAAAAGAGUGGAUCAUGGAGCCUUGCUACACCAUGACGGUACGAUAACUUGUCUGGAGUUCUACGGCAGUACACAUCUGCUUAGCGGUGGAGAGGAUGGACUCAUCUGCGUUUGGAACACGAAGAAGUGGGAGUGUUUAAAAACCAUCAAAGCCCAUGUAGGUCAUGUGACUUCGCUUGCUGUGCAUCCAUCUGGAAAGCUUGCUUUGUCAGUGGGGACGGACAAAACUCUCCGAACAUGGAAUUUAAUAAAUGGCAGAUCUGCAUUCAUCAAGAACAUAAAACAAACUUCUCACAUAGUUAUGUGGUGUCCCAAAGGUGAAAAAUAUGUUGUGGUUGUGAAUGACAAAAUCCAUAUUUAUAACUUGGAAACUGCAUCCAUAUCUGGAACAAUUUCUCACCCAAAGAGGGUCUUGGCAGUUAAAUUUGUAACGGAUUCUGUUCUUGCUGCAGCAGGUGAUGAAGAAACUGUCAGGCUUUACGACAUUAAAUCUCUGCAGACUUUGUGUGAGUUUAAAGCACAUGAGAACAGAGUUAAAGCUUUAUGUGGUUUUGCUCUACAUGAGAGUAAUAUCCUCGUAACAGCUUCCAGCGAUGGAUUCAUUAAGAUGUGGAGGGUUAACCCUAAAAAGUUUCAGGAAUGCCCAACUCUUCUUGGUGAAAUUAAUACAACAGCUAGACUGACAUGCCUGGCCGUGUGGAAGCCCAGUCUGAUGGACAGUGUGGAGACAAAGAAGACUGAAGCAACUUGCUCUGAAGGUGUUGAAGAAAGCCUGCCGCAACCCAAGAAGUUGAGAAAAGUUACAGAACAGCCUUCUGAAGAAGUAUUGGUGGAAGUCGGAGCAGAGAAAAAAAGAAAAAAGAAACUCAGAUUCAAAUAAUUUUCUUUCUUUUAAUCCUAAGACUCUCUUUGGACUAUUUUUGGCUUCAUUCAUUUUUAUCUGAAUAUACAGCAGAUAUAAAAAAAAAUAUUUAAAAUCUUUGGACUUUUUGUUGAAACAGUAUGGAGUCCUAAUGUAAUUGUUUGACUACUUUGUUGCUUAAAUUCCCAGUGGUGAAAGAAGACAAAGUUUAAAUCAGAUGUUGGAUUCUAUCCAUCCAUCUUCUAAACUCACUUAUCCAGAUUGUGGUCAAAGGGAAGCUGUAGCCUAUCAUGGCAAGAAUAGGUGAGAACAGUCCCUGGACACGCACACGACCAGGGUCAAUUCAGAAUUGCCAGUCUACCUAAGAUGCAUGGCUUCGCAAUGGGGGAAGACACUAAAGUGCCUGGAGGAAAUCCACAUGGACACAGAGAGCAGCCGGCAUUGCUACUACUGUGCCACUGUCCUGCUCUUGACCUGAUGGAAAGAUUGAAAAUGACAGUCCAGGAUGACGAAUAAGGAAUUUGGAAGAUAUUCCGAGCAAGCCCACCACAAAUAUAAGAAAAAUGAUUGUCUUUCCAGUCAAAGCUUGGGGACCUCUCUGGUCCAGGAUAAAAGGAAAGAUCGGUCCAUCUU